GUUUGGUUGUUUAUGUAAUGGGAACGUUGGUCCAAAACUCGGUAUGACGUGAGCCGAACAGAAAGCAUUGAGCAUUGUUUUAAUUUUUUGAUUACGGAUGAAAUCCGCAACCUGAUCGUUCACGACACAAACAUGGUGGGGAUCCGGAGAAAUGCCGAGUGAAUGUUGACUGACACAACAGAGCUGCGGACAUAUUUUGGGCUGCUGGCCAAAUCUUUUAAAAUGGUGUGGUCCAGGUAGUGCACUUCUUUGUGCAUGGGCGGGAUAUAACAUGUGCUCCAUUUUUUUUACCCCAAGUUUUUUGUGGACAAGUCAGUUUGAAAGAAAUAUAGCGGGGUGGCAUGUACUACCCCAAGCCACCCCCUGGACACGCCCCUGGCUGAUCCUGGCUGGAGUGUACCGCUCCCUGAGCGGAGAUGGGUCGACCAGCAACAGAGCAGCCCUCCAGACUCCGGAGGAAGAGAGGAGGAUGAAAGAAAGGUGCCAUUUCUGCCAAGACAAGGAAGCAUGUUUGCCCACUUCUGCUCCAAAUGUGACCUGGCUGGCUGCACUCUACUGUUGCAUGCACUGUUUGCAACACACAAACACACACUUUGUUGUUCCAAUAAACUUUCAAAUGACUAUCAUUGUAAGAGCAUGUUUCUGUGCGAUGGACCUGGAUGUGAGUUUUUUUGAAUAUCUGACUCUACACAAAAAAGAGAAAACAAAAUAUAUUUUUUGCUCAUAUGUGACUCUAGAGCCCUCACAAUUCACCCCCAAAAGAGUUCCUCUGGACAUAACACACAAAAGGUGAAAACACAAAAGAUGAUUUAGGUUUAAAUUUUUUUAAAGUUUGUUUAUUUUGACAAAACUUAGCUCUAAAGGGGUUAAAUCUCAAAAACUCUCAAAUAUUUUAUUAUGUUUGGUGAGGACUGAAGCUAAGGAAAGGAUCUGUGAAAAAAAUACUGACUUUUGAAAUAUAUACUUUUUAAUAUACGUUUUGCUCAAAUGCAUAUUUUUGUGCGAGGGUCCCCAGUGUAGCUUUUUUUUAGGAACCUCCAAGGGUUAAAGCAGAAAUCUAUUUUUAUGACUGCAUCAUCUAGCGGCCAACAAAUGUAUCGCUUCUUAUGCCCUUCUCCCUUAUUUCAUACUUAUGGCCAAAAGUAAUGCUUCUCAUUAAUGAACGCACACCUUGAGCUGACCAACAGAGCUAAAAUACAUUGUUUUACAAUAAUUACCGUCAUGUUGUUCUGUUUAUUCCUAUGUAUGUAUAUUAAAGACCACGAAAAAGGCCACCAACUCUCCAUCUGUCUCGGUAUGUAUGUACUCAACAUGCAUCUGUGAUUGACAUCUGUACGUAAGCAGAUGUCAAUCACUAUUGGCUAGUGCUGAGCAGUGGUCAGUUCCUAUUGCAUGAGGCUCUAUGGGACGGGGACGGGCUUAGCAAAAAAAAAGAAAAAAAAAGACAUGGCCUACAUUAUAUCACAGUAUCACAUUUACGGAUUUAACAAAAUCACAUAUUUACCGAAAGUGGAAAAACUCCAGAUUGUAGUUUUACACAGUAUGAUUUUAUAAAUGAUUACAGACAUGAAUAAAAAAUAAGUUAAAGUAACAACUUAUUUAAAGUAAAAUUGGCAUAUUCGAUAUAAGUAUCAACUCCUAUAAAUAUGCAUAAACAUAUUUAAAAUUGUGCUAUUUCAAGAAAACAAGCAAUAUUUGGUCCAAGGUGAAUAUUGGUAAUGUUGCUGUAAAUGGAUUUGUUUGCCCUGUGCUUGUUGUAGUGCGAUGUCUUUAACUAAAUAGAAGAUCUUUGUAAUGUGGGCGGAGUUCUGAAGUCAAUAAGGGUGUGGUCUUCUCUCUUGUGUGAAUGUAUGGGACAACAUUACUGCUAUAAGAGAGUGGAUGAGCACAGUUGUUCAGUAAAUGUCUUCUUAUUUCGAAUAGUUCAAGUUAGCCAUACUGCAUCAGUGCUUGUCAGAGUGUGUGCUUCGGCAGAGCCGAAAAAAACUGCUGCACCAAGUGGCAGAAAUCCAGCCACUGGAAGUAACGAUGCAGCAGGUUAUGGGCCCAGACAUGUCCAACACGCUGAUUUACGGCCGCGGACCACUGCUAUCUUUAAACGGAAAUUAAGCGGGAUAUAACAUGUGCGCUAGAGUCAUUUGAAGGUUAAAAGUAUGCUGUUCUGGUACUAUUUAUGUGUAUUCUCUAAGAAAUAUUAAGGCAGUUUAAGCAACUAAACGGGUCUUAGCAGACAUGGCACCCUUUGCGAAGGUAAAAUGCCUGGAAGAUAAGGGCCCUGAGUUCUUGUCCUAUGAGUACCACGUUUUAUUGAGUGAUAAUACCAUAAAACAUGGUGUUGGAGUCUGCUAGCAGUAAUGGGAUAAUCUAUUAAUAAAUCAUUUUAUUUAUGAAGCCCUGUCUCACCCCCAAUCAAGGGGGCCUAAGGUUGUCAAGAUUUUUGAGGAAAACAAAUGGACAAUAAGCCUAGCAAAGAACCCAACAAACCGUCAGAGAAGCAAACACGUUGACACUACGCAUCACUUUGUGAAAGACGAUGUGGUUUUUGUUUUUUGUCCAACUGAGAAGAUGACAGCAGAUGUGUUCACAAGGUUAAAGGUGCAAAGUUUAUGAAGAUAUUUGUUUGGACUGUAAAAGGGAAAAAAAAAAACUAUCGAGUGGAUGUUGUCAUAGUGAUUUCAUCACAAAUAAGGGUGUAGUGCAAUGUCUGUCACCAAAUAGAUGUUUGUGUCUGUGUAUGUAAUGUGGGCAAAGUUCGGAAAUCUCUAGUAAAUUCACUUGUGCAUCUUCCUGUUUAUGUUCCUCCAACUACGACCAAUCUGUGUUAUUUUUGGAAUGAUGAUUACCAGGUUUCUGCUGCUUGGAGCUGACGGGAGCGAUUGGCAGAGCUCCCAACCUCAGACAAGGUGUUUGCCAUGCUUUGAGCUCUCAGACUCAGGCGUUGCUCGAGAUGAAUGGGAAGCUAGAUGCUCUCAGUAAUCUAGCAGUGUUUCUGAAUUUGCACGCAGAAUGUAUACAAGAUUGGAGAAUGUUGCAGCCUGGUUUUUUGGAGACUUAACUUCUAUUGAUUCAACUGUUGGGAUGUCCUUGAGACCAAAAUGGACUGAAAGGCAGAGAGGAAUUUUAUCUCUAGCCUGUCCCAAAACAAUAUAGGCUAUCUAAAUCUGGCUCCCUACGCUUGGCAUUACAGCCAAAGAACUCUAAACUCCCAAGAAUACAGAAAGAUGCUCUGUCCUCCCUAUCCUUCUCCUGAGAUGAGUCUCUGGCCUCCCGUUUAUCUCUCGAGUGAUCUGGGUGACGGAUCAUGGACUCACCUUCAAACUUAAGACACAAAGUGAAUUAAAAAAUAAAUGUCAACACAGCUUUUUCUCUUUCAAUCAACUACUUUUAGACACAAAUUGAGAAUCCAACUUUAAAAUGUGUUAAAAUUAUUGGGUUUAACAUUUAAAAUUAAUGAAUUAAUAAUUUAGUUCAUUCUGUAACUAGAUAUGUGUAAUAUGAUAACUUUCAGUGCCAUGACAUGAUCUUUGUAGUUUUUCUGCUCUUCAAUAAAGGUGAUUUGGAUCUUCAUGAAUGUUAUUUCUUAGUAUUUUUUAUAUCUAAAAAUGCGGUGUUGCAAGAACUUUCUGCUUCUUUGACAGCAUGUAAGCAUAAAUUAACGUGAACUGCAGACAGAAUCACUUAUUUGUAUCAGAUGGUGAGAUCCCAUCUGAUCAUAAAAUAAUCAAAUCACAUACACCACAUGCUAGGUUUUUAUCUUAUAUUUGUUUUGCACUUUGAUAUGUUUUGGGGGUGAUUUUUUAGGACGUUAUGUUUAUUAAUCUGUGAAGCGUAGGGGUUACUCAGCGUUUUUGAAGAGGCGCUGCAGUUCUCCACCAACCCUGUUGGCGUCGCCAACGAGAAAAUGCUUUCGCGGGACUAACCCGAGGAAGAAGAGUAAAGAAAGGAAAUCGUAGGCUCCAACUUUCCAUUUAUCUUUAUUUUUAUUUAUUUAUUUUUUUGGACUUAUUAUUUAACAUAAAUACCAGCUUUUUGCCCUAACAGCUGUAUCAACCGUCUGAUUAUUUUAGGGAUUUUUUGUUUUAACGAACGAAAGCUAACAGGGAUGUGAUGAUGGAGUCAGAUCAGAAUGUUUUCAAUCACAAAUCCAGACUGCAAAGAUUUGAUGAUCAGCAGAGGGCGCUGAGUAUAGAUGCUCCUGAUGGUUGGGGACCUAAUAUUGUUCAGCAGGGCUCAGAGACUCUCAACAUAAAAGAGGAGGAGACCGGUCUGGAGGGUGAACAGCUCAACGAAACUUCAGUUCCUCUGAAGAGUGAGGAUAGGGAAGAGAAACCUCAAAUAUCACAGAUUUAUCUGCAUCAAAUGAGAGGCAGAGAUCUUCCAAUCAGCAGCUCAGCUAACGAGGAGUGCUGGAGAGGAGCAGAAACUACCUGGAACCCUGAUGUAAAUACUCCUGAAGAUGGUCCCAACUCUCCAGAGACUGAAGACAGUGAUGAGGAUGCAUGGGACAACGACGAUGAUCAGCAGAGGGCGCUGAGUAUAGAUGCUCCUGAUGGUUGGGGACCUAAUAUGGUUCAGCAGGGCUCAGAGACUCUCAACAUAAAAGAGGAGGAGACCAGUCUGGAGGGUGAACAGCCCAAUGGGAAGGAGGAGACUGAUGCCAACAUGUUCUCAUUCUCUUCAGUUCCUUUGAAGAGUGAGGAUGAUGAAGAGGAAACUCUAAUCUCACAAAUUCAUCAGCAUCAAAUGGAAGGUGGAGAUCUUCCAGUCAGCAGAUCAGCUGACAAGGUGUACUGUAGAGGAGCAGAAACUAGCUGUAACCCUGAUGUAAAUACUCAUGAAGAUGAUCCCAGCUCUCCAGAGACAGAAGACAGUCAUGAAGAUUCAGGUGACAAUGAUGAUGAUCAGCAGAGGGCGCUGAGUAUAGAUGCUCCUGAUGGUUGGGGACCUAAUAUGGUUCAGCAGGGCUCAGAGACUCUCAACAUAAAAGAGGAGGAGACCAGUCUGGAGGGUGAACAGCCUAAUGGGAAGGAGGAGACUGAUGCCAACAUGUUCUCAUUCUCUUCAGUUCCUUUGAAGAGUGAGGAUGAUGAAGAGGAAACUCUAAUCUCACAUAUUAAUCAGCAUCAAAUGGAAGGUGGAGAUCUUCCAAUCAGCAGAUCAGCUGACGAGGACUGUAGAGGAGCAGAAACUAGCUGUAACCCUGAUGUAAAUACUCAUGAAGAUGAUCCCAGCUCUCCAGAGACUGAAGACAGUCAUGAAGAUGCAGGUGACAAUGAUGCUCUUUCUGCAGAUGUUCUGCAGAUGCUGGUGGUUAAAGAAGAGGUUCCUGAAGAUUGGAGGCCAAAUGUGAACCAACAGGAACCAGAGCUUCUCAGCAUAAAAGAGGAAAAGGAGGAAUGGUGGACCAGUCUGGAAGGUCAACUCGGUGGUAUAAAGAAGCUUGAUGCCACCAGGUUUUCAUUCAAUGUUGUUACUUUGAAGAGUGAGGAUGAGAAAGAAGAACGUCUAAUCUCACAGGUUCAUUGGCAUCAAAUGGAAGGCAGAGAUCUUUCAGUCAGCAGCUCAGCUGAGCAGAUGGAAGCAGAAGCUGAUGAAGAUGACUGUGGAAUAGCAGAAACCACCAGGGGUCUAAAUCUAAACACUGAAGACACCUAUAGCUCAUCAGAGACUGAAGUCAGUGAGGAUGAUGUAGAGGUUGAUGACAACUCUCACAUGCAGCUGAAACUCCUGUCAGAACCUGGGUCAAAAACUGAAGACACAAUCCACACAGGACCAAAAUCAUUUUGUCAUGAUCUUUGUGAUGAAAGUAACCAAAAUAUGAAUUUAAAUACACAGGUGACAAUCCAGGAGGGACAGAAAGUGUUUGUUUGUGAUGUUUGUAGACAAAGUUUUAGCCAGAAGUCACGUUUAAACAGACACAUAAGAAUCCAUACAGGACAGAAACCAUUUGGAUGUGACGUCUGUCGACGAAGUUUCAGCCAAAAGUCGCACUUAAACAGACACAUGAUAAUUCACACGGGACAGAAACCAUUUUGCUGUGAUGUUUGUCAACAAAGUUUUACUCGAAAGACAAAUCUAAACAUACACAUGAGAAUCCACACGGGACAGAAACCGUAUAGUUGUGAUGUCUGCAGUAGAAGUUUUAGCCAAAAGAAGAGCUUAAACAUGCACAUGAGAAUCCACACAGGACAGAAACCAUUUUGUUGUGAUGUUUGUGGACAAAGGUUUGGCAAUAAGAUAUGUUUAAAUACUCAUAUCAUAAUUCACACAGGACAGAAACCAUACAGUUGUGAUGUUUGUAGGCGAAGUUUUAGCCAAAAGACUAGUUUGAAUACACACAUGAGAAUCCACACGGGACAGAAACCGUAUAGUUGUGAUGUUUGUGAACGAAGUUUUAACCAGAAGACCCAUUUAAACAGACACAUGCUAGUUCACACAGGGCAAAAACCAUUUUGUUGUGAUGUUUGUGGACAACAGUUUAGAAACAAGGCCUAUAUAAACUCACACAUGAGAAUCCACACAGGACAGAAGCCGUACUGUUGUGAUGUUUGUGGUAGAAACUUUAGCCACAAGACGAGCUUAAAAAUUCACACGAGAAUCCACACCGGCCAGAAACCGUUUUCUUGUGAUGUUUGUGGUCGAAGUUUUAGUCAGAAGAUACAUUUAAAUACGCAUAUGAGGAGCCACACAGGACAAAAACCGUUUGGCUGCGAUGUUUGUGGACAGAGAUUUACUCGAAAAACAAGUUUAAACACACACAUGAGAAAACACACAGGACAAAAACCGUUUGGCUGCGAUGUUUGUGGACAGAGAUUUACUCGAAAAACAAGUUUAAACACACACAUGAGAAUACACACAGGACAGAAACAGUUUUCCUGUGAUGUUUGUGGACAACGUUUUAACCAAAAGACACUUUUAACGACACAUAUGAGAAUUCACACAAAAGGGGAAACAUCAAGAAAACUUUUAGGAACUAGCCUAGCAUCAACGUCGUCAUUUGUCAAAGCACAAUAAUAUAUAUAUAUACAUAUAUAUUCACAUAUAUAGGAUAGCUUUCCAGGCCACUUAAGCCUGAGUCAUGCUUCUCCAUCAGCUCCACCAGGGAGACGCACGCACGAGCGGAGACAUUGUGCCCUCAUACUUCUCCGUCUCCUAGGGAGAUUGCCCAUGUCGGGUAUGCGCAGGUCUUUAAAGCGUGUUGUAUGUGUUUGUCCUCUUGUUUACGGUCUCUCUCUUCUGUUAUUAUGUUUGCUCGGUGAUAUAAUGUUCUGAUUACUGAUAUUUUGUGUAUCUGAUGUCCAUA
Nothobranchius furzeri (turquoise killifish) is the source of this 7303-nucleotide messenger RNA. NCBI's taxonomy places the organism in Eukaryota, Metazoa, Chordata, Actinopteri, Cyprinodontiformes, Nothobranchiidae. The record is from RefSeq and is a predicted model, not a curated record.